Molecule: messenger RNA, 1792 nt
Organism: Carassius gibelio (silver crucian carp)
Lineage: Eukaryota; Metazoa; Chordata; Actinopteri; Cypriniformes; Cyprinidae
Product: serine/arginine-rich splicing factor 4
Exons: 6
Coding region: 60-1157 (365 amino acids)
Biological process (GO): alternative mRNA splicing, via spliceosome; mRNA splice site recognition
Cellular component (GO): cytoplasm; ribonucleoprotein complex; nucleus
Molecular function (GO): mRNA binding
Source: RefSeq, a predicted model, not a curated record
UUGAAGCUCAUAUAUGUUGUUGCUGUUUUCCACGUCAGGCUGCCGCAAGGACUGGUAAAAUGUCUCGAGUUUACGUGGGGAAAUUAAGCUAUCGCGCCAGAGAGAAAGAUGUCGAAAGGUUUUUCAAAGGCUACGGGAAGAUAUUGGAAGUGGACCUGAAAAACGGAUAUGGUUUUGUGGAGUUCGAUGACCCCCGUGAUGCAGAUGAUGCAGUGUGUGAUCUGAAUGGCAAAGACCUCUGUGGGAAGAGAGUGAUCGUGGAGCACACCAUCGGACAGCGGCGCGAUGCUGGCAGCAGAUCUGGAAGAAGUAGUCGGUACGGUCGUGGAGGAGGAGGGGAAAGGUUCGGCCCACCCACUCGCACAGAUUACAGGCUGAUUGUGGAAAAUCUGUCCAGUCGCUGCAGCUGGCAGGACCUGAAGGACUACAUGCGUCAGGCUGGCGAGGUGACUUAUGCCGACACUAACAAGGGCCGCAAGAACGAGGGGGUGAUUGAGUUCAGGCAGUAUUCAGACAUGAAGAGAGCUCUGGAGAAACUGGACGGUACUGAGGUCAAUGGAAGGAAGAUUCGGCUGAUCGAAGACCGGCCUGGGGCCAGACGCCGUCGCUCCUACUCCCGCAGCGCCUCCAGGUCUCGCUCCAGGAGCAGGAGGUCUCGCAGGAGCCGAAGCAGCAGCCAUUCACGAGCCUCAGGCUCGCGAUCACGCAGCAGGUCAACCAGCAAGAAGACGAAGGGCAGGAGCGGUAGGAUGGAGGAGAGCAGUAAUGGAGCUCGCAGGGGAGGUGAGAGCGCCAGGGAUAAUAGCCUGAGCUGCAGCCCUCCGAGCAAAAAGAGCAAACGGGAGAACAAGAGGGCCCGCUCCUAUUCUCGAUCCAGGUCCCGAUCCCGGUCCAGAUCUCGAUCCAAAUCGGGAAACCACAGGGAUCUCUCCAAAGAGUCUGGGUCCAGAUCUCAGGAGGCGGCCAAGAGCGGCGAUGAAGGCCGUGUGGCUGAAAGGGCGCAUUGCUCUAGAGCUCAUUCUAGAUCCAGAUCACAAACGCCAGCAGAUGCUGAUCAGCGGAGGGAAUGUAGAUCCAGAUCCAAAUCCAAAUCUCGCUCACAUUCACGCUCAAGAUCUUAUUCCCGAUCUCGAUCCCGCUCAAGGUCUCGGUCCUAGGUAAAAAAAAAACUAUAUAUAUAUUUUCUUGUUUUCCAGUCUAUUUAAACAUCUUUAAAACAAGAAUAUAUCAUGAGUUAAUUUUUUUUUUAACCCCACUGACAAUUAAAUUGUUAGAUCUGUGCUAUAACCAAGAGACAAUCUGUGGUUGAGGUAAGAAAAUAAACCGAAUUCAAGAUAUAUUAUCUGAAAACAAGUCAGAAUAUGUAACUUUUUUUUGAAAAGCUAAAUGAUGUGUCUUUUGUUUUUAAUAAUUUUUUUCUUGAGAAAAACACAAAAAUAGACUUUUAAAAUUGUCUAAAUGUUCUGCCCUGCAUUUUUCUUCUUCAAAGCAAACUUAAUGUUUUUUUUUUUGUUUUUUUUGUCAGAUAGUUUAAUUAGGGAAAUUGCUUGCUUAUUCAAAGUUCAGUAUUAUCUGGUAUUGUUAACCUUAUGCAUCAUUUUUAGUAGUUUUAUUUUAAAAUUGCUUGCGAUUUAUUUGAUUCAUGACGAGUGCGUAAAAUUAAACCAACAGUAGAUGUCCUUGCCUGUGCAUCAUAUAUUUAGAAAUGUACCAGUUGUUGUUAAGCUGGGGCAGAGUUUGUGGUCUUUUUACAACAAAGUCUCCAUACAAAAUAAAAAACUGCCUCACAAUA